AUGGGCUUCGGAUCAUCCGACGGCAAUGAGUUCUUCCAGAGCUGGGCCUUGUGGCAGAAGAUGACUUUCGUACUGGCUUGCGCAAUUGUCCUCACAAUCUUUCUUGGCCUGCUCAAGCUAUGGUAUGACAAGAACAAGGUCCGCAAGUACAGCAAGGUCGAGAAGGGCAAACGCGCGGCGACUCCCGAGAUGCUCGAGGCGCAGCCAGUAACCCAUGUCCAAGAAGAGACCAAGGACGAGAUUCCCUUUGGUAUUCGCGCCAUUCAGAGCGGUAUCGAGGUUGACGGUGUCUGGAUCUCUCGCACCAACACUCCUGUUGGCAGUAGCCGUGCUUCCAUCAUGAGCGAAAAGCUGCCCCGUAGCUUCAACAACUCCCAGCUCGAGUUGCCCCAGCCAGUCGCCCAGGGUUCCAGCCGCAACAGCUCUCGUGCCCCCAGCUCCUUCGACCGCGCCGUUUCCGCUGAGCCUCUCCCAAGCCAUGACUCCCGCGCCUCCUCCCCUGGCCGUGGACACAACCACGAAGGUCCCCGCUGCAGCAAUUGCAACCACCACGUCUCCCGGAACACUGCUACCCUCAACGCCUUGGAAUCUCCCGCUUCUACUCGCAACUCUGCUGCUCCUUCUCCUCCCCUCAACGCCAAACACGGCCAGUCUUCAAGCUCCUCAAGCAAUCGCACCAGCGAUGAGUCCGACUACAUGCAAAUGGGUCAAGAUGUCCGCGCAUACGAGACUGCAUACUUCAGGCCCAACCAACCUAUUGACCCUAAGACCGACCUCGAACUCCUCCGCAGCCACCGUCUUUCUCAUGUCGCUGAAACUGGACAGCUCACUCCCAGAGUGCGCAAGCCAGGUAAUAGCGGAGAGUGGGCCAGCGUGGCAGACAACCAAGUUUCUUCGGUCAACGGUGUUAACUAUUUCAUGCCCCAGAAGUCACCCUCUCCUCCGCUAGCCACUGUUGCCGACCAGUACGAAGAUGUCGCUCUAUCAGCCUCUGCAGGUCCCAGUCACGACGGCAGCGCAGCGAACCAGGCUAGGCAGGCAGUUCCUUUGACCGAGUCUUACGCACCUGGCGCGCCAUACUACCCCGACACCUACGAGCCUCGUGGCCCUCAACACCAGUACAGCUACGAUCAAGUGCCGUACGAGGUGAACACGGAGCAGAACCAGGAUCGCGAUGAUCAUGUCUUACGCAGUGUCAACUCUGGCUUCCAAGUCCUAAAGCCAGGCACCUUCCAGCCGCCCACACCCGAGGAGAUUGACCUUGCUGAGCGGAGAACUUCCAAGAAGCUCCAGAAGAAGAGGAGAACAUCCGGUGACUCGCGCAAGUCAGCCUUCACCGAACAGGUCUAA
Molecule: messenger RNA, 1350 nt
Organism: Alternaria burnsii
Lineage: Eukaryota; Fungi; Ascomycota; Dothideomycetes; Pleosporales; Pleosporaceae
Exons: 3
Coding region: 1-1350 (449 amino acids)
Source: RefSeq, a predicted model, not a curated record